AUGGCAGCUCCUACGUGGCCGCUAUUUCUCCCGUACGUGGAGCAACGCCCCGUCGCAUCCUUUCUUGAAUACUAUCCCAGCUCGAGUGCCAGUCAAAUACCUCCUUUUGCUAGCAUUUCUAGGCUACUAGGAGAGAGCGCGAACCCCGAGAAAGAAGCCGGAAUCAGGAAUGAAACAAUACUGAUCAACGAUUUUCUCUUUCUGAAGAGCAGUCAUGCGAAACGCUACGAUGAUGUCUUUCUGGAUCAACCAACACAAGAGCCUCAACCGCCUGCUCAGUUUGGUGCGACUCUAUCUCUGAGACGCAAGCCACUCGUCUCAAAGGCUCCCCAGGCUAGUGAAAAUAUCGCAUCAGUGACAAUAGCUGAUUCUGCCGACGCUGAGGCUCUCACACCCACUUCAAACCAGUAUAAGAAGCCGAUCAACAGCCAUUCGUAUAGGAAAGAUGAAAUCUAUGGCUCAGUUAGCACAGUAUAUUGUCAGUGUGAUCCGCGUCUGCCGGCUAGGCGUUCCUGGCGUUUUGUGACCAGAAACGAAGAGGAGAGUCUCGGAAAACUAUAUUACGAAUGCCCAAAAGUAGAAGCACGCUGCAACUUCUUACUGUGGGAAGACGACGCCGAAGAUCGAGGAUCAAUCAGCAGCUUCCCAUUGAAGGAACCCUCCGCUGAAGGCGCCCUAAAUAGCACCCAUACCGAACCUCCACCAUCUCGCCCUUCUCGUGCGCCUAGUGAGCCACCUCAGUAUGAUUUGGCUACAACACAGAUAUCCGGCGCUUUCAAGCAUGGCGGUUCAGAUGGCACAACGUCCUACAUUCUGCCCAAAUGUUCCUCUAAUCUGCACACAUCUCCAGUUCGUGGUAAUGAUGAGCACACGAAUCAAGGUUUCUCCAGACGGUCAAAUUUAAACACCCAGCCAUUCGAUCUUGCUGGCAGAAAGACUGUGAAUAGAGAGAAUAUCGCUACAUGCUGCCGCCAGGAAGAGAGCAGCCUACAAAGGGGGACCCCUGAAGGCGGCACUGACAGCACUAAUUUGCUUCUCCCGACUGCUGAAAAGAGUCCAAAGGACGAUACCAAGAUUACAAACUCUCACCAGGUAGGUUGUAGACCUGACAGCGGUAAUCAGAUCACUCCUACCAAGAAACGCAAGCUUCGAUCUUUCAUGGAUGGGUAUAGUUGGAAAGACGCGUCCCAAGUAUCAAACUUGAUGAACAAAUGGACCGAUGCCGAAAUCUUGGAUCCUUUCAACCUGGAGUUAUCUCGCAAAGAAGCGCACGCGAUGCUGGAUCGUUUAUUUGACCUUAAACUCUUCAUUAAGGAUGUAAGAUCCAGCCUUCGUGAUCUCAGUUCGCAAGUAGGUGAACUUCAACGCAGCUACACUAAGACAAGGUCCUUAAUUGAACUGGGAGUCAAAGAGGAUUCAUUCACUGCUAUCCCUAGCCACGGUACAUCGAUAGAAGGAGUGAAGGACACCGGCCUUCAAGAUGUACAAGCUCCAGUGAAGCCAAAAAAUGACAAAGAGCACACCACGAGUCUGUCUCCCAUAUUCAACCUCGAGAAAAUCACAAUACCAUUGCGGGGCAGGGGUACAGAUGCCUCAAGCGAAGACCUGUUGUUGCAGCCCAUCGUCUCGACGUUCAUGUCGCUGGACGAACGGUCACCUCUACGCAAGCUCGCUCCCUACGAUCUAUGUCAAUCGAGCACCUCAUACGCAAACCGAUUCAUAGAAAAUGCGCUCUUGUAUCCUCUUCCUCGCCUUCCUCGGUACACAAGGGGCCUUGAACCUUCUGGUCUAAUCUACAUGUACUCUAUUCAAGGCAGCUUUGGCUUCGUCAAAAUCGGCUACACGUCUCGAAAAGUCGAAACCCGGCUUGCAGAGUGGCAAAAGUCGUGCAAACACACCCCGUACCUCAUAUUUCCGAAAGCCCCAGAGGAGCAACAACAGAUCCCCUACGUGCGUCGUGUCGAAGCACUGAUCCACGCGGAACUCAGGGAUUGCAGAGUCAGAGAGCUGAAGUGCCUCUGCAACGAGAUAAACGCAAAUGGAGCACAGAAACAACAUAUUGAAUGGUUCAAGGUAGACAUAGAUCGCGCAAAGGAGGUAGCUAUGAGAUGGGCGACGUGGAUGAGGUCUGACCCUUAUGAACAGGUUUCGCCUGGAAAUUGGGUGCUCCGAGGUGAGCACAAGGCUAGUCUCAAAGAGCUAUCUCGAGCGACACCUAGAACUGAAACUCGUAAAGGUAGCAGUGUGAGCUUGCGGCCAUCAAUACCGAAGUCCGCCUCUGCUCCUUCCACACCCUAUCUUGGGCCUGGGCCCAGGGCUGAGUCUUUAGCUAGACGGUCAUUGAGUCCUAAAUCAUAG
Letharia columbiana is the source of this 2358-nucleotide messenger RNA. RefSeq lists its product as uncharacterized. Gene Ontology annotation, molecular function: zinc ion binding. The record is from RefSeq and is a predicted model, not a curated record. The transcript has a single exon. Bases 1 to 2358 code for a protein of 785 amino acids. NCBI's taxonomy places the organism in Eukaryota, Fungi, Ascomycota, Lecanoromycetes, Lecanorales, Parmeliaceae.